Messenger RNA from Euleptes europaea (tarantolino), 1506 nucleotides. RefSeq names its product beta-1,4-galactosyltransferase 3 (gene B4GALT3). Gene Ontology annotation, molecular function: glycosyltransferase activity. Bases 7 to 1506 code for a protein of 499 amino acids. The record is from RefSeq and is a predicted model, not a curated record. Lineage: Eukaryota; Metazoa; Chordata; Lepidosauria; Squamata; Sphaerodactylidae. The transcript has 6 exons. Gene Ontology annotation, biological process: galactosylceramide biosynthetic process; carbohydrate metabolic process.
AGCACCAUGCUCCGACGGCUUCUGGAUCGGCCCUGUACUUUGGCCCUCUUGAUCUGUUUCCAGUUUGCCUUCAUGGCAUAUUUCUCCUUCGGCGGCUUCCGGAACCUGGCCUCCAUCUUUGGGCACGAUCCUAACCCAUCUUUUGAUUACUCCCGGACCCACGACGUCUACACCAAUCUUAGCCUCUUGCCUCUGCAGCCCCGUCAUGGAAACCCCACGGGAUCUCUGCCCUACUGCCCGGAGCGAUCGCCUUAUCUCGUUGGCCCUUUGACUGUGACCUUCAGUCGAGUGCCGACGCUGGAGCAGAUCCAGCAGAAGAACCCAGCUGUGAGCAAUGGGGGCCGAUACCGCCCUUCCGCCUGCGAGCCGCGCUCCCGCACCGCCGUCGUCAUCCCGCACCGCAACCGGGAGACCCACCUCCGUCACCUGCUGUACUAUCUCCACCCGUUCCUCCAGCGCCAGCAGCUGCAGUACGGUAUCUACGUCGUACAUCAGGCCGGGAACUCCACUUUCAACCGAGCAAAGCUGCUCAACGUGGGUGUGAAGGAAGCCCUGAAGGAUGAAGAAUGGAACUGCCUUUUCCUCCACGAUGUGGAUCUCAUCCCUGAGAACGACCACAACCUUUACACCUGCGACCCCUGGAGUCCCAAGCACGUCUCUGUUGCCAUGAACAAGUUUGGCUACAGCCUCCCGUACUCGCAAUAUUUUGGCGGUGUGUCGGCGCUCACCCCAGAUCAGUAUCUGAAGAUCAAUGGCUUCCCCAAUGAGUACUGGGGCUGGGGAGGGGAAGACGAUGACAUUGCCACAAGGGUGCGUCUGGCUGGCAUGAAGAUCUCGCGGCCUCCCGUCUCCGUUGGCCACUACAAGAUGGUGAAGCAUAAGGGUGACAAGGGAAAUGAGGAGAACCCCCACAGGUUUGAUCUGUUGAUCAGGACGCACCGGGCCUGGACUCAGGACGGCAUGAAUUCCCUCUCUUACACGCUCCUGUCCAAGGAACUCCUUCCCCUCUACACGAACAUAACGGCCGACAUCGGUACCAACCCCAGAGCCAACAAGGGCGGCAAGGGCUCCUUGCCCAGCCUGGGUGGGAGGAACUACCCAACCGGCAGCAACCACAACUUCCGGCAGGAGAUGUUACGCAAGACCCCCUUUGCCAAACUCUCCCAGGCCAUGGGUUGGGGGGAAGCGACAACCCCGGCUGUGGGGCGGAAGGAACAGCCAGGUUCGAAAUGGAAGAACCCAAAACCAAAUCUGGUGAUGGAGAAAGAGGGGAAUGAGUCCCAUAAUACAACCAGCAGCAACUUCAGGCAGGUGGUCUUACGAACGUCCACGCCCAGCCUGGAGGCUCCGAAGCGAGGAGCAGAGGAGGCCGGGAGAGGAAAUCGGCUCCCGGGAGCCGACGAGGCGGAAAUGGACUCCACCAAAAUAUUGGCCGCUGGUGCGGCCUUCGACUCGAGACUCCGGAGGCCGUCGGACAAUCGCACUGACCUGCAAAGGGCUAACUAG